AUGGGUGGAAAGCUCUCUUCGAAUCACAAUCAUCAUCAACACUCCAACAACACUCCACUUCUGCAACAAACUAAACAUUCGAAUAACAAUGACAAUCAUCAGAGAAUAGUUUUACUGGGAAAUACUUCAAGUGGAAAGUCAACUAUUUGUGAAAUGAUUCAAUAUCAGAAACAACAUCAAGCAGAUAAAUCAUGCAAUACUUACAACCUAUUCUAUAAGGUAGAUUCGAAUACAAUUUCAAAAACUAUUAUUGAACAGAUAUUGUUUGCAUCAAAGGAUAUAUCUAUUGAGGCAAUUAUUCGAGAAUAUACAAAUGAUUGCAAUAAUUUUGAUAAUUCUACACUUUUUGCAUUGUGGAAUGAUCAGAAAUUUAGAAAUAUUUAUCAGAGCUGUCAAGAUUCUCUCAAUUUAUUCGAAAAUGUUGACAUUUUUGUAAGGAAACUUAAGAAUCAUGAAAGUUUCAUUCCAGAUAUUUACAUUAAGGGAAAUUCUUCUGGAAUUACAGAGUAUGACAUUAAUUUUGAUGACAAGAAAGUGACAUUUGUGACUGCAGGUGGAAAAACAAGUGAAAGAAAAAAGUGGAAUUUCUGCUUGCAAGGAAAUGUUUCCGUUUUGGUUUAUGUUGUUUCGUUGGCAGAAUUCAAUCAAUCAGGUUAUGGAGAUGAGAAGGUGAAUAGAAUGGACGAAAGUUUGAAACUUUACAAGGAAUUGAUGACUCGUGUUUCGAAUAGUGGUAAUAAUACGAGAGUUGUCUUACUGUUUACCAAACCAGAUAUAAUGAUGAGGAAACUGAGGAGUUACAUUGAAUUUGGAAGAUUAUUCGAAACUGAAACACUUACUGAUCUUUCACGAAUUGUAAACGAUUAUCACGAAAGGGAUGUUCUCAAUACAAUUAUAUCGAGUUUUUUAACCGAAACAAAUAAUAUUUAUGGGAAAAUACCAGAAUAUCACAUUAUUCAGUCGAUAUCAGAAUUGGACAUUUCACAACUCGCCAAACUAAUGUUGAAUAAUGAGAAAAAUAGACAUUAUAUUUCUAAUUGCUUGUUUGAGAAAAUAUCGCUUGUGAGAUGUUAUCAAUUAGUGAUGGCUCAACAAUUGACCGAUUUAACAAUUAAGUGUCAAUUAUAA
This is a messenger RNA of Naegleria gruberi, 1128 nucleotides long. RefSeq lists its product as uncharacterized. Gene Ontology annotation, biological process: adenylate cyclase-modulating G protein-coupled receptor signaling pathway. Gene Ontology annotation, cellular component: heterotrimeric G-protein complex. Gene Ontology annotation, molecular function: G-protein beta/gamma-subunit complex binding; guanyl nucleotide binding; G protein-coupled receptor binding. Lineage: Eukaryota; Heterolobosea; Eutetramitea; Acrasida; Naegleriidae. The transcript has a single exon. Bases 1 to 1128 code for a protein of 375 amino acids. The record is from RefSeq and is a predicted model, not a curated record.